GGUUCUCUCGUCCAUGCCUCAGUCUAGCUAGCCCCUGGAGCCCUGCAGAGAGUCAACGAACAACUACCGGUGGAGUGAGAGAAAAGGGAAACUCCCGUCUGCGUGUCUGUCACACGGAACGAAAACAAACGUGUUGGACUGAGUGAGAGCGCGCUGUUGAAAUAAACGAGGCAACAAUGUCUGAGGGAGUUAUCACCAGAAUGGGUCUUCUUCUGCUCAUCAUCAGCUCGACAAUGGCCCAGGACUGUUCCGAUCCCUGUGACUGCCCAUCGGAUCCCCCUCCAUGCCCGUUUGGUACCAGCCUGGUUCUGGAUGGCUGUGGUUGCUGCAAGGUGUGUGCCAGGCAAGCCGGCGAGCCCUGUACCGUCCUGGAGCCAUGUGACCACCACAAAGAGCUUUACUGUGAUUAUGCAAUGCUGAGUGACACCGAGCACGGCAUCUGCAUGUCCCAGGAAGGCCAGACGUGUGACCUGGGAGGGGUCAUCUACCGCAGUGGAGAGACCUUUCAGCCCAGCUGCAAGCACCAGUGUGUUUGUAUGAACGGAGAGAUCGGCUGCGUGCCAACCUGUGCCAACAACGUGCUGCUGGCCUCUCCAGACUGCCCGUACCCACGCCGCAUCCAGAUCCCUGGGAAGUGCUGUGAGGAGUGGGUGUGUGACCAGAGUCCUCAGGACCACCCCUACCAGUCAGCCAUGGCUGUCUACAGAAAGGAGUCGGCCCACGUGCCGGUCCCGGUGGAGAGCCCCAGGGAGAACUGCAUCGUCCAGACCACCAAAUGGGGCGAGUGCUCGGCCACUUGCGGCAUGGGCGUGUCGUCCCGCGUCACCAACGACAACGAGCGGUGCCAGCUGGAGAGGCAGACCCGUGUCUGUAUGAUCCGGCCCUGCCACGUGGAGCAAGAGAAGGACAUCAAGAGGGGGAAGAAGUGUGUACGGACCCCCAAGUCCCCGCGAGGCGUGCGUUUCCAGCUGUCAGGCUGCAGCAGCAGGAGGGUCUACAAGCCCAAGUUCUGUGGUGUGUGUACAGACGGGCGCUGCUGCACCCCCCACACCACCGUCACCGCAGAGGUGGAGUUCCACUGUCCCGAGGGAGACGCCUUCAGACGCAAGAUGAUGUUCGUCAAGACGUGCUCCUGUCACCACGACUGUCCCCGAGACAAUGACAUCUUCCUGGCUUCGCACACACGCAGGAUGAUCGGGGACUAUGACAACGAUAUGUAACCGACGUGGCUGCCGUACGCACUGGACAGAUAACGUUACAUAUA
This is a messenger RNA of Oncorhynchus tshawytscha (Chinook salmon), 1264 nucleotides long. RefSeq names its product CCN family member 2. The transcript has 5 exons. The coding region runs from base 177 to 1220 and encodes 347 amino acids. Gene Ontology annotation, cellular component: extracellular region; extracellular matrix. The record is from RefSeq and is a predicted model, not a curated record. Lineage: Eukaryota; Metazoa; Chordata; Actinopteri; Salmoniformes; Salmonidae. Gene Ontology annotation, molecular function: integrin binding; heparin binding. Gene Ontology annotation, biological process: cell adhesion; signal transduction.